AUGGCGGCCAGGCAAAAGAAGAUGUGCGCAGCGUCCAACUACCUCAUCUCCACUGACCCGACAAAUCUGUCCAGAGACACAAAUUGUUACUUGGGAAAACUACGGUCUAAUGUUGUGGGAACAAAGUUCACCUUCUAUGACGCGGGAGAAAACCCAGAGAAAACCCCCUUCAGUGACUGCCAGUCGCAGAGGCAUAAGCUGGCAACUAUAUCCUACAAGCAGAAUGUGUUGGGUUUCAAGGGUCCGAGGAAAAUGACGGUGGUUUUCCCCAGAAUGCUCGACAACGACGAAAGAUUGUCCACUCUGCAUGAUACGGAAACUCUUCCGAGCUGCCGCACGAGCAGCAUCACAGAUGAACAGGUGACUCUGAUAAACAAAUCCCCAACCUGGGACGCAGAGAAGGAGAUUUAUCUGCUCAACUUCCACGGGUGCAUCAUUCAGCCCUCUGUCAAAAACUUCCAGCUCAUCCACCCUGAAGACGAAGAUUACAUUGUGAUGCAGUUUGGCCGCGUGACAAACGAUGUCUUCCUCAUGGAAUACACGAACCCCAUGAGUGCUGUGCAGGCCUUCUCCAUCGCCUUGUCGUCUUUUGACAGCAAACUGGCCUGGGCUCCACAUGUGUGACUGGUGAUUUUCGUCUGAUUCAUGUACUUUCUGUCAGAAAUUGAACAGAGACUGCCUCCAAAGGAGUUUGUGGUGCGGCCCUGGCUUCUUUUACUCAACACAUCGCAGAGCGUGUGGCCCUCGGUGCCGUUCGACCCAUCGCAUCGCCGCUCAGUGCUUGUCUGGACCCUGGGAGUGGGACUUCAGUCGAUCUGCGGGGAACUUCAAGGUGUGUUGGAUAAUUCAGAGCUCCAAGUUAGACUUGUGAGUUUACCGUGGUCUCUGCUGGUGAAUCACGGCUGGUCAUGGACAUGAUAUCACCUCUGGAGCGGGGAGGGGCCGGCAGACUGAUUCUCUGUCUCUGGAUUAGGUUAGUAAUCCCACGUGUUCUAAACUACACAAUCAGGGUGUUUCCUGUGAAUGAAGUGUUUACAGAAACUUUUUAAGAAUAAAAAAAAGAUUGCACAGGGGGAAUUCUGUUUCGUGUGUGGAACAUCCAUGAAGCUCACCACUGCUACAUCAAAAAAAACCUGAAUGGGGCCCCUUCUGAGGUGGGAGUGUAUUUGUUAUAUUAUAUUCGUUACGUCCUGCAAUUUAUUACACAUCAGUUAUUUAUUUUAUUUUUCAUUUCCAUGUCAUAAUAUUACACAAAAUGUAUUAAAGUUUUUAUUUUUAUAUUUUACUUUUGACACAGGAGUUUAAGUUGUCAUGUGGAACCUUAAAGUCCGGGCGCCCACUUGGUAUUUAAGAGUGUAUGUUUAUUUUAUAGACGGCACAAUGUCCUGUGUUUCACGUGGCGAUGGGAGUUUCUUUUAUUUUGCCUCGUGUCAGAAUUAAACGCAGACUUCCUCCAAAGAUAUUUAUUCAUCUUAUGGGGGAUUCUUCACAACGCAGACCACGCGCAAACACCGCACCGGUUACAGGAGGAUCCCCCUCCCCCUCCCUCCCCCUAGAGUCUAGGAUCGCCUCUGCAUGUGCACGCAGACAUGAUCUUUUCACUUGAAUCGCGCUACACAUACCUGAGUG
Molecule: messenger RNA, 1629 nt
Organism: Solea senegalensis (Senegalese sole)
Lineage: Eukaryota; Metazoa; Chordata; Actinopteri; Pleuronectiformes; Soleidae
Product: tubby protein homolog
Exons: 7
Coding region: 1-624 (207 amino acids)
Biological process (GO): protein localization to cilium
Cellular component (GO): cilium
Source: RefSeq, a predicted model, not a curated record